Messenger RNA from Dermacentor andersoni, 2407 nucleotides. Its product is annotated as sodium-dependent proline transporter-like. Gene Ontology annotation, molecular function: glycine transmembrane transporter activity; amino acid:sodium symporter activity. Gene Ontology annotation, cellular component: plasma membrane. Gene Ontology annotation, biological process: sodium ion transmembrane transport; nitrogen compound transport; amino acid import across plasma membrane. NCBI's taxonomy places the organism in Eukaryota, Metazoa, Arthropoda, Arachnida, Ixodida, Ixodidae. The record is from RefSeq and is a predicted model, not a curated record.
CGCGCUCUCUCGUUCGCCAUCCGCGCUCGAGGUCCGCCGCAACCAUUAGUCGAGCGUCUUGGCCUUCCGGGUGUUCUCGACGCCUAGCAGCAUCACCGUCUUCGUCCAAAGUGCCCGCGGGGACGCGAACCGAGACUCGGCAUGAACGAGCGGAAGGAGAAGUGGUCCAGCAGCCUGGAGUUCGUGUGCUCCUGCAUCGGCUACUCCGUGGGCCUGGGCAACCUGUGGCGAUUUCCGUACGUGGCGUACAAGUACGGCGGCUCGGCAUUCGUGCUGCCCUACGUGGUCGUCAACCUGCUCAUCGGCCGGCCCAUCUACUACUUCGAGCUCCUGAUGGGACAGUUCUGCGGCCGCGGUCCCCUAGGCGUCUUCCGCAUGUCGCCCAUGUUGCAGGGCAACGCGUUCGGCAUGAUGUGGGCCGCGUUCGUGAUGACCCUCUACUACCAGAUGAUCAUCGCGUACACGGUGCUCUACUUCUACCACUCCUUCAAGACUCCGCUGCCGUGGACCGACUGCUUCGACUGGUGGGGCGUGGCCCUGGACGGAUGCUUCGCGCGCCGCCGGACGGCGCGCGUUUGCGCCAGCGUCCGCAAGAGCGUCGUGCUCGCGGGCCUCAACGACACCGACGCAGAAUCGCCGGUCGUGGUCACCUACGCGGGCAGCAGCGUGCUCCUGUCGCAGAGCGAGUACGAGAGCCGCUUCGCCGGCUGCGUCGACGCCGACGCCUCGUCGGUGGAAGUCUUCUACAACCGCGUGCUGCUCAACGCGUCGUCGUCCUUCGAGCAGGUCGGCUCCGUCCAGCCCAACCUGGCCAUCAGCUACGCCAUCUGCUGGACGAUCGUCUUCCUCGCCAUAUUCAAGGGAAUCAAGGUGAUCGGCAAGGUGGUUGUGAUCACAGCGAUGGCCCCGUACGUCAUCCUGACCGUCCUGCUCGUACGCGGCGUCACUCUGCCCGGCGCCAGCCUCGGCCUGCGGUACCUGCUGGUGCCGCAGUGGGACUCUCUCUUGAGCCCCGACGUAUGGCGCGCGGCCACCGAGCAGGCCUUCUACUCGCUGAGCAUCGGCACCGGCGGCCUUCUCGUGUACGGCAGCUACCAGCCGUUCCGCACGGCGACCGUAUCGUCGAGCGCGGCGUUCGUCUGCGUCGCCGAUCUGCUGACCAGCGCGUUCGCGUCCAUCGUCGUCUUCUCGGUGCUGGGAAACAUGGCGCACGCGCUGGACAUUCCCGUGGCCGACGUGGUCGCCGCGGGUCCGGGGCUCGCCUUCGUCACGUACCCCGAGGCGCUCUCCCUGAUACCGUUCCCGAACCUGUGGUCGGCGCUGUUCUUCGCCAUGCUCUUCUUCCUGGGCAUCAGCUCGGAGAUAGGCUGCUGCGAGUUCCUGACCGACUCCAUCCGGGAACUCUUCCCAUCCCUCGCCAGGCACCGCGCGCUGACCGCCUUCAUGUACUGCUCGGGCUGCUUCCUCGUCGGACUCGUACUGUGCACGCAGGUGGGUCUGUACGUCAUUACCAUCCUGGACAACUACCUGGGAGGCCUUAUCAUGCUGAUCGCCUGCUUGGCCGAGACGAUCAUAUUUGCCUGGAUCUACGGAAUGAACCGGAUCUGCUUGGACAUCACCUUCAUGACGGGCUCCUGUCCAAGCUACUUCGUCCUGAUCGCCUUCAAGUACUGCGCGCCCGUCGUCCUGGGUAGCUUCCUCGUGUACACCCUGUACGUCUUCCCGAGGAGCACCGUGGGCGACUACCUGCUGCCCCUGUGGGCCGACGUGUUCGGCUGGGUGCUGGCCGUGGUGGGACUUGCGCCCUUGUUCAUAGUCGCCGCGGUCAAGCUCGUGCAGUGCGGGUUCAGCUGGCAUCGGGCCGCUGACCCCGAUUCCGACUGGGGUCCCGAGGAGUUCAAGCACCGGCUGCCGUACCGAGAGCGGCUGUACGAAGCGGGCUUCGCCGAACCGCCCCGUUUCCUCGUGGCGUCUCCGCCGGCUGCCCUCGCGGCGACGGCCAAGACGACUCCCAAUGCGUCUGCGAGCGUCGCCGCGAGGACGAUGACGACUUCUGCGGGCACUGCUCAGCUGGACCACUGGCGGCGACCACUGCAGACUUCGACCGCGGACGGGGACCGGAAGGUGGCCUCCACGUCGUCCAAGGGGUGGCUGUGAAAUAGUCGGGACUCCGCGGAUGACACUGCGCAGUGACUUUGCCCAACUGAGAGAUGGCGGCGUAUGGCGAAUAGGGUGCGCAUCCAUUUUGAUGAUAACGGCGAGAUAACAUCUUUAUAAAGGAAGAAGAAAAGCGUCAGUUUUAAUACUUGCUUCUCUUUUCUGCUCUGUCACGGCGUUUUCGCGACGUGACCAUCAGAAUGUCCAAUUGCCCGUGGGCCAACAAUAAAUGCGCUUUGUUUAGUGUGUG